AUGGACCCCACUUCUGCCAGCCGAGCCGUUACAGCUGGGGCCGAGCCGUUUCGCUUAACUGUUUGUUCCGUCUCAACUGCUCCGAGCCGUUUCAGCUGGCUCCGAGCCGAUUUAUCUAAAGUUAUAAAAACAUUUAGCUUUUGUAGAAGGAAGUUUCCAAAUUAUGAAGAUUCGUUUGGUUGUAUACAACGGCGGAAAGGUUUUGUGCUGGAUCAUCUAGUUUUUCACCUCCAAAAAUUUUUAGUUCCUGAUUUAAAUUUCUGUACUGAUGAAGAAAAUUAUGAUGUUGUAAACGACUACCAGCCAAAUACUAAUUAUUCAUUUGAAAAUUGUUUGCGAUCUUCAUCAAUUACUUUUGAACCAGGUCACGUAUUUAAUAACAAAGAAGACAUGAAACUUGAGUUGGGAAAAAAAUGUUUGUUAGAACACUUUGAGUUUAAAGUAGAUAGAUCCUCUAAAACUCGGUACCAAGUGUCAUGUUUGGUGGACGGUUGCGUUUGGCGUUUUCGUGCAAGGAGUUUUGGGGAUAGUGGGGUGUUUUUUGUUAAGAGUUUUAACGAUAAACACACGUGCUCGAAGACGCUAACGUACCCACAUGUUCGUCAGGCAAACCCAAAUGUUGUUGCUCAUUAUUUAAAAGAACCUUUAAAAGACAGUGGUAGAAUAUAUUGUUGUAAUGAAAUAGUGAAAGAUUUUAGACAAAGAUUCCAAGUUGAGAUAACCACUAGUCAAGCUUGGCGUGGAAAAAGUCUGGCACUAGAGCUUUUACAAGGAUCAAGCAGAGAUUCGUUUGCAGAACUACCAUUUUACUGUUACAAUCUAGAGCGGGCAAAUCCUGGUUCUGUUACACAUAUCAAGACUGAUGACGAGCGUCGGUUUGAAAUGGUCUUUGUCGCGAUUGGUGCUGCGAUUCGUACCUUUAUCUGUAAUCUAAGACCGGUGGUGAUCAUUGAUGCUGCACACCUAAAGGGUGAAUUUAAAGGGACGUUAUUUUUAGCGGUCGGGAUGGAUGGAAACAACCAAAUUUUACCAAUUUCCUAUGGAAUAGGAAAAUCAGAGGAUGGUGAAUCUUGGACAUGGUUUCUGUCAAAGCUUAAAGAAUGUAUCGGUGAAAUACAUGAAAUGGCGAUAAUUUCGGAUAGAGCGAAUUCUAUACAUCUAGCUGUUAGAAACGUCUUUCCACAUGUUUAUCAUGGGUUAUGCUGUCGUCAUUUAAUGAUGAACCUACGUUUACCCUCUGAUAAAAAAAAAGAAAAUGAGAAGCUGUGGUGGAAGACAUGCAAAUCGUACCGAUUGUCUGAUUUUAACGAGUCAUUUAAUGCUCUUUGUCUUGCCGUUCCUAGAGUACGUCACACUCUAACAAGUAUUGGGUUCGGUAGAUGGGCAAGGGCGCAUUGUCCAGGCAAUCAAUAUCAUUAUAUGACAUCUAACAGCGCGGAGUCUAUUAACGCUUUAUCUAGACACUCGCGUAAAAUGCCGGUAACACAACUCUUAGAGGUCUUCCGACAAUCUGUACAAAAGUGGUUUUACGAUCGCCGCUUGCAAGGUAUUCAUGAAAAACAUUUACUUACACAAUGGGCACAGAAGAAAAUUUUUAAAAAAAUUGAAGGGUCUAGAACUUGGACGGUUGCUGGGAUUGAGUUAAACAGUUAUUCUGUUGCAGACAGUGGAAAGGGGGGUUUAGUUGACUUUGUUAAUGGAACCUGUAGUUGCCGAGUUUGGCAGGUUUCUGGUUUACCGUGCGGGCAUGUUAUUGCCGUGUCAAAAUUUUUAGGUGAAACCGAUUGCAGUAAGUAUUGCUUCCCAUGUUACUCAAACGAAGUCUAUAAGAAAACUUAUGAAGAAGCGAUUUAUCCUCUUCCUCAUAGAUCUGAAUGGGAGACUCCAAAAGACCUUAUCAAUCUUCAACCGCCGCAUAUGACAAAACGCCAGGCUGGUCGUCCUCGAGAAAACAACCGGAUCUUAUCCCACGGGGAAGAACCCACUCCCCUGUAUUGUUCCUGGUGUAACUCAUACGAUCAUCAUCGGGAUGUCUGUCGGCAGCCCAUGCCGUCAGAAAUUCGUACUCGCAAAGACCCAGACAAAGGGAAAGGGAAAGAAACCGAUGAUCCUGAUCAUUUUACACAAUCUCCGUGUGAAGCGCCCGGUGUAGAGUUCAUCUGCCAUGUAUCGUCUGUAUCUGAAACAAGCAUCUUGAAGGCCACACGAAAUCCCCUACUAUUUGCAUGGAACGCGUCUCAUUUAUUUCUGAGUGUUGCCAAUACGAUAUACGUCCGAGAAACCACAAAAAUAGAGACUCAAAUUCUAGCACAAUUUGAUGUACUCUUCUGUGUACGCCAAAUGAAUCUCCGCAAUUAA
Messenger RNA from Helianthus annuus (common sunflower), 2358 nucleotides. RefSeq lists its product as uncharacterized. Gene Ontology annotation, molecular function: zinc ion binding. Bases 1 to 2358 code for a protein of 785 amino acids. The record is from RefSeq and is a predicted model, not a curated record. The transcript has 6 exons. NCBI's taxonomy places the organism in Eukaryota, Viridiplantae, Streptophyta, Magnoliopsida, Asterales, Asteraceae.